AUGGCGCAAAACUACAACCAGUACCCGCAGCAGUACGGGCAACACCCGCCGCCGGUGCAGACGCAGAACCUACCCCAGCCGCCCCAGUCGCCCCAGCAGCCCCAGCCGUCCCAGCAGCCCCAGCAGCCCGCGCGCCCCUUCUCGCCGCCCAACUACGAGCAGUCGCCCAGCACCAUGUCGCCGACCAUGGGCAGCGGCAUCCCCCCCGCAAAGCGCCAGCGCCUGUCCCCCAACCCGACCUCGCCCGCCCCCUACCAGUCGCCCUUUGCCGCCCCCUCGUAUCCCAUGUCGCCCUACGCUUCGUCGCCGCAGAACACGGGCUACCUGUCCCUGCCUCCGUCGCCCGCCAACACGCAGCCCCCGCCCUUCCACCAGCCGCAGCCCUACCAGCACCCAAGCAACAUGGCCCAGCAGCACCCACAACCGUCCCAGCCGCAGCCGCCACACCACCAGCAACCGCCCCCGCCCAGCUCCAUGCCGCCGCCCAAGGUGCCCUACAGCAAGGCCACGGACCACGAAGGCCUGGAGAAGGCGAACGCGCGCGAUCUGGACGUCAAUAACAUCAGCGACGUGCUCACAGGCUCUGGCAUCGACCUGCGCGCCGAGGAAGACAACCUGCUCCACAGCUACAGCAACCGCGGAUAUGGCACAUCGUUCAACUCCCAGGCCUCAGGAUCCACCCUCUCGCCCCACGGAAGCUUCAACAACUGGAGUCAACAAGCCAGCCACGGCGCAUUCCAGGGGUCCGGCCCGCUGACCCAGUCCCUGUCGCAGGAGCAACACGAAGCAGAGUUUCUGAGGAAGCACGAGCAGGCUGCCCGCAUCCUCAACGAGUCGGCCCAGCAGUGCCUCACAGACCCCUUCUGCGACGCCAACGUGCUCCGCCACCGCAUGGCGAGACGUGCCUACGAGAAUGGGAUCCAGGUCAAUGUCGAUGGUCUGUUCGACAAGAUCCCAGACAAGACCCCGCGCGACGUGACAAGAAGUACGCAGGCCGGUGCUAACGGUGAGCAAAUUGUAGGCCUCGAAGCCGCCAGUCUGCUGAACCAGAACGCUCCGCUUGUUGAGAUCUUGUCGCUGCUUUCGCUGGCUGCUGAGGAGCGCAUACGCACCAUCGUCGAGGACUCGUUCGCUCUGAGCCAGGGCCGACAGAACACAUCACACGGUGUUAUCCCACCACAGAUGCUCGACAUUGCCGUCAAGGAGCCGGACGCCGAGCAGAGAAUGGCCGCGCCCCUGAACGUGUUGAGGACGCCGUGGGAGGCAUCGGAGAGUGCCACCAGCCCCACGACGACGGCCACGAAAGGACUACCGAAUGCUGCACGAUUGCCUACACCACCAACCGAAGCACCUCGUACACCACAGCCUACGCUCCAAAACGUCAAUCACGUUGCCAACGCGCUGAAGAAGCGAGUGCGUGACGAUGAAUAUUUCGAGAAGGAGCGACUUCGCAAACGGCAGCAGCGACUACAGGGCAAGUCGGCAACUGCAGCUGACGCGGCCGAGAUGGCGCCUCUACCGAUCCCGGAGAAGAUCACCAAGAAGCAGCGAGACGCGAUGAACAAGGCCGGGCAGACGGAAGACGUUCUGCACCGCAAAGCCAACGAGACGGCUGCGUUAGCGCUGGGCGGCGGAAGGAAGAAGAAGUACUCGUGGAUGACAGGAGGCGCUGGCGGUGGUGGGGGUGGUGGGGGUAGUGGUAGUGGUAGUGGUGGUGGUGGUGGUGGUGGUGGUGGUGGCGGCGGCGGCGGCGGCGGCGCAAGUGCCUCUGGUGCCUCGACACCCGCUCGACAGGCCACGGGCCCGAGCAGCAGCGGUGCAGCGACACCAGCGGCGGCGACGACGACGGAGAUAGGAUUGAGGGCGAAGAAGAGGAACUACGGGGCCAGCAUGGAGAGCACGGAGAUGGGCGAGAAGAUCCAGGUCCGGGAUCUUGUGCACGUGUUGGAGAAUGACGGCAGGGAGAAGAAGACGCUGACGCUGAUUUUGGCACGCCUCAAGAACACGGACAAGGACGAGGGGAGGGGGGUGGACUAUGACAAGCGACUGCCGGCGGCAGCAGCCAGUGUUCGUUGA
Molecule: messenger RNA, 2076 nt
Organism: Ascochyta rabiei
Lineage: Eukaryota; Fungi; Ascomycota; Dothideomycetes; Pleosporales; Didymellaceae
Exons: 2
Coding region: 1-2076 (691 amino acids)
Biological process (GO): DNA-templated transcription initiation
Cellular component (GO): transcription factor TFIID complex
Source: RefSeq, a predicted model, not a curated record